AUGCUCAUCUCCAGCAUCUGCGCCGUAGUCCUUACGGUCGCCUCGUCGGUCGCCGCUGUCAGCGUCAAUCCUCUGCCGGCUCCUCGCAAUAUCACUUGGGCGUCAUCGGGGCCCAAACGCCUUGCGGGUCAUCUCACUCUGCGUACAGACCGCGGCUCCAACAGCCAGAUCAUUUGGCAAGGAUGGGAUCGCGCCUGGAAGACGAUCGUCUCGCUUCAAUGGGUUCCCGCUGCGACUGAGGCGCCGAUCUCCUCCUUCGAGCCGUUCCCCACCGCUACGCCUUCUUCCUCGAAGAGCAAACGUGCCCCGUCCUCGCUACAAUUCGUCAAUGUGAAGGUUGAAGAUCCCAAAGCCGAUCUCCAGCACGGUGUGGACGAAUCUUACACCUUGGAUGUGAAGGAAGGCUCCGAUACCAUCCAAAUCACUGCAAAGACCGUUUGGGGUGCUCUGCAUGCGUUCACCACCCUUCAGCAGAUCAUCAUCUCGGAUGGGAAAGGUGGACUAAUCAUCGAGCAACCUGUCAGUAUCCAGGAUGCGCCUCUCUAUCCUUAUCGUGGCAUCAUGAUCGAUACUGGUCGCAAUUUCAUCUCCGUGAAAAAGAUCCUGGAGCAGUUGGAUGCCAUGUCAUUGUCCAAGCUGAAUGUCCUGCACUGGCACUUGGAUGACACGCAAUCGUGGCCUGUACAGAUCAACGCACAUCCGGAGAUGGUUAAAGAUGCAUACUCGGUCCGAGAGACUUACUCGCACGCUGACAUCCGCCAAAUUAUUGCCUAUGCCCGUGCCCGAGGUAUCCGUGUCAUCCCCGAAGUCGAUAUGCCCAGUCACUCGUCGUCUGGUUGGAAGCAGGCAGACCCGAAAAUGGUGACUUGCGCCGAUUCCUGGUGGUCCAACGACGUCUGGCAAUAUCAUACUGCCGUUCAACCCAACCCGGGCCAGCUGGACAUCAUCUACGACAAGACGUACGACAUCGUUCGGGAUGUCUACAAUGAGCUGUCGGGGGUCUUUACCGACAAUUGGUUCCAUGUGGGAGCUGAUGAGAUUCAACCCAAUUGCUUCAAUUUCAGUACCUAUGUCCAGUCAUGGUUCGCAGAAGAUCCGUCGCGCACCUACAACGAUCUGUCUCAGUACUGGGUGGAUCAUGCAGUUCCCAUCUUCCGCAACGUCAGCGAGAAGCGCCGUCUGAUCAUGUGGGAGGAUAUCGUUCUCUCUCCAGAGCACGCUCACGACGUACCCAAGGACAUUGUCAUGCAGACCUGGAACAACGGGGUGGAAUACAUCCAGAAUCUGACGGCCCGGGGCUACGAUGUUAUUGUAUCGUCCGCCGACUUUUUCUAUCUUGACUGUGGCUCUGGCGGAUACGUCACAAACGACCCCAGGUACAACGUCCUGAGCAAUCCGGAUCCCAGCACACCAAACUUCAACUAUGGCGGCAAUGGAGGAUCAUGGUGCGCUCCUUACAAAACAUGGCAGCGGAUCUACGACUACGACUUCACGACAAAUCUGACGGAUGCUCAAGCCAAGCAUAUCAUCGGUGCGACCGCGCCUCUCUGGAGCGAGCAGGUGGAUGAUGUAACUGUGUCGAGCAAGUUCUGGCCCCGCGCCGCAGCCCUGGCCGAGCUGGUCUGGUCUGGCAACCGCGAUGCCAAUGGAAAGAAGCGGACUACGCUCAUGACGCAGCGUAUCCUCAACUUCCGAGAGUACUUGCUCGCGAACGGCAUCCAGGCCGGCAACCUGGUGCCGAAGUACUGUCUUCAGCACCCGCACGCGUGCGAUCUAUACUAUGACCAAAGUGCCGUCGCGUAG
This is a messenger RNA of Aspergillus fumigatus Af293, 1803 nucleotides long. RefSeq names its product putative beta-N-acetylhexosaminidase NagA. The record is from RefSeq and is a predicted model, not a curated record. Bases 1 to 1803 code for a protein of 600 amino acids. Gene Ontology annotation, biological process: carbohydrate metabolic process; glycosaminoglycan metabolic process. Gene Ontology annotation, cellular component: membrane. Lineage: Eukaryota; Fungi; Ascomycota; Eurotiomycetes; Eurotiales; Aspergillaceae. Gene Ontology annotation, molecular function: beta-N-acetylhexosaminidase activity. The transcript has a single exon.